Molecule: messenger RNA, 5877 nt
Organism: Aethalodelphis obliquidens (Pacific white-sided dolphin)
Lineage: Eukaryota; Metazoa; Chordata; Mammalia; Artiodactyla; Delphinidae
Gene: MUC16
Product: mucin 16, cell surface associated
Exons: 7
Coding region: 1-5877 (1958 amino acids)
Source: RefSeq, a predicted model, not a curated record
AUGAUCAGCCCAACUACCUCACAGCUGCCCUCCUCCACAGAGGACAUUACAAGAGGGACCAUCAAGGAGGUUACUGACUCCCCAGGCUUAUUAAAGACCACAGAUAUACUGGGCAUAAGCUUGGAAUCUGGGACAACUUCAUCUCCAAAUUGGAAAAAUGGCACAUAUGAGAGAAUAGCCACUUCUGAACCUACCACAGACAAAGAGACAAUUUACCCAUCUACAAACACAGUAGAUAUAACAAACUUCGGCUUGGGGAAGACCAGAGACAUGUUGAGGACGAGUUUGGAAACUGAUACCAGUUUACCCCCAAAUUUGAGGAGUAGCUCAGAUGAGAUGUUUGUCACCACAGAUAUAGAAGCAAUUCAUCCUUCCACAAACACAGCAAUGACACAUGUAGAGACUACCAGUUGUGAACAUGAAUCACAUUCUCCUGUCCUGGCCCCCACACAGCCACCCAAAGCUAAAUCUUCAGUGGUUACCUCCUCCACCAUGUGGGACACUACUGCCCCCACAUCAAUGUCUGGCUCAUCUGAGACUAUAAAGAUUGAGAGAGAGUCAGUAUCCUCUCUGAAUACUGGACUUAGGGAGACAAGUACCUACCAGGAGACCAGCUCUGCUACAGAGACAAGCACUGUCAUUUCCAAUGUGUCCACAAAUGAUGCUACUACUGAGGUCACCAGGACACAAGUUACCUCCUCCAGCAGGAAAUCAAUCCCAAGCCUUGCUCACUUCAAAACUUCUCCAAACACACUUACAGAAAGCAGAACCAGCCCCUCUAUAUCCAUGUUCAUGACAGAAUCUUCGGGAAUGACCAUCACCACCCAAACAGGUCCCCCAGGGGUUACAUCACAGGACACACUUACCUUGGACAUAUUGACCAAGAUCUCUGGGGCAGGGACUCAUUCAACUGUGACUCAGAGUUCUACACACUCAGAGAUGACCACUCUCAGCAGCAGAGGUCCCGAGGAUGUGUCUUGGCCAAGCCCUGCCUCUGUGAAAGAAACUGGCUCUCCAACCUCCCCAGUAAUUGUACCUGCCAUGACAACACCCUCCCCUGAGCCAUCCACAUUACCAGGGAGAAGCCCCUCCUCUCCUACACCUGUGACCUCACUGCUCAUUCGUGGUCUGGGGAAGACCAAAGACACAUUGGGUACAAGUGUGGAACCUGUGUCCAGUUCACCUUCAAGUGAGAUGAGCACCACCAUUGAGAUACUGUCCACCUCUGAAGCCUCCACAGGUACAGAUGCAAUUCAGCCCUCCAAAAACACAGCUGAGACCCACCGGGCCAACACAAUUUCUGGACAUGAAGCACAUUCCUCUGCCCCAGCUGAAUCAGAGCCAUCGAAUGUCACAUCCCCAAUGGUUACUCCUUCCCCCUCUAGGGACACCAGUGUUUCUACAUCAAUGCCUCACUCUUUAGAAACUACAAUGUUUGAGAUACACUCCACAUCCUCUCUGACUCCUCCACUGAGGAAGCCCAGCACCGUCCAGCAGAACAGCACGGCCACAGAGAAAAUCGCCAUCCCUUCCAAAGUACCCACUGAUACGACUAUUGAGAACUCUAGGACCGAACCGAUCUCCCCUAGCAGCACGUCCAUCCCUGGCCCUGUUCAGUACACGUUGUCGCCAGACAUUCCUGCAGGCAUCAUCAGCGGGCCCUCUGCCUCUCCUGUGCCAACAGAAUCUGCAGAAGUCACCAUGACCACCCAAACAGGUCCCAUUGAGCCGACAUCACAGGACCCACUUACCUUGGACACUACAACCAACACCUCAGGGGUAGAGAUCCACUCGACUGUGACUCAGAGUUUUACGCACCCAGAGAUGUCCACUCUCAGCAGCAGAGGUCCCGAGGAUGUGUCUUGGCCAAGCCCUGCCUCUGUGAUAGAGACUGGCUCUCCAUCUUCCCCAGUGAUUGUACCUGCCAUGACAAAACCCUCCCCUGAGCCACGCAAAUUACUAAGGAGAAGCCCCUCCUCUCCUACUCCUGUGACCUCACUUCUCACCCGUGGUCUGCGGAAAACCAGAGACACAUUGGAUACAAGUGUGGAACCUGUGCCCAGUUCACCUUCAACUGAGAUGAGCACCACCAUUGAGAUACUGUCCACCUCUGAAGCCUCCACAGGUACAGAUGCAAUUCAGCCCUCCAAAAACACAGGUGGGAUCAAUGGGGCCAACGAAAGCUCUGGACAUGAAACACAUUCGUCUGCCCCAGCUGACUCGGAGCCAUCCAAUGUCACGUUUCAAAUGCUUAUUCCUUCCAACUCUAGGGACACCCGUGUUAGCACAUCAGUGCCUAACUCUUUAGAAACUACAGUGUUUGAGCUAGACUCCAUAUCCUCUCUGACUCCUGAACUGAGGAACACAAGCACCGUCCAGCAGAACAGCUCAGCCACAGAGAAAAUCGGCGUCCUUUCCAAAGUACCCACUGAUAUGACUACUGAGAUCUCUAGGACCGAACCCAACUCCUCUAGCAGCACGUCCAUCGCUGGCCCUGUUCAGUCCACGAUGUCGCCAGACAUCCCUGAAGGCCUGAUCACCAGGCCCUCUGCCUCUCCUGUGACGACAGAAUCUGCAGAAGUGACCACGACCACCCAAACAGGUCCCAUUGAGGCUACUUCACACGACCCACUUACCUUGGGCGCUACAACUAAUACCACAGGGGCGGAGAUUCACUCGACUGUGACUCAGAGUUUUAUGCAACCAGAGAUGACCACUCUCAGCAGCAGAGGUCCCGAGGAUGCGUCUUGGCCAAGCCCUGCCUCUGUGAUAGAGACUGGCUCUCCAUCUUCCCCAGUGACUGUACCUACCAGGACAACACCCUCCCCUGAGCCAUCCACAUUAUCAGGGAGAAGCCCCUCCUCUCCUACUCCUGUGACCUCACUUCUCAACCGUGGUCUGUGGAAAACCAGAGACACAUUGGGUACAAAUGUGGAACCUGUGUCCAGUUCACCUUCAAGUGAGAUGAGCACCACCAUUGAGAUACUGUCCACCUCUGAAGCCUCCACAGGUACAGAUGCAAUUCAGCCCUCCAAAAACACAGCUGGGACCCACCGGGCCAACACAAUUUCUGGACAUGAAGCACAUUCCUCUGCCCCAGCUGAAUCAGAGCCAUCGAAUGUCACGUCCCCAAUGGUUACUCCUUCCCCCUCUAGGGACACCAGUGUUUCUACAUCAAUGCCUCACUCUUUAGAAACUACAAUGUUUGAGAUACACUCCACAUCCUCUCUGACUCCUCCACUGAGGAAGCCCAGCACCGUCCAGCAGAACAGCACAGCCACAGAGAAAAUCGCCGUCCCUUCCAAAGUACCCACUGAUACGACUAUUGAGAACUCUAGGACCGAAUCGAUCUCCCCUAGCAGCACGUCCAUCCCUGUCCCUGUUCGGUACACGCUGUCGCCAGACAUUCCUGCAGGCAUCAUCACCGGGCCCUCUGCCUCUCCUGUGCCAACAGAAUCUGCAGAAGUCACCAUGACCACCCAAACAGGUCCCAUUGAGCCGACAUCACAGGACCCACUUACCUUGGACACUACAUCCAACACCUCAGGGGUAGAGAUCCACUCGACUGUGACUCAGAGUUUUAUGCAACCAGAGAUGUCCACUCUCAGCAGCAGAGGUCCCGAGGAUGUGUUUUGGCCAAGCCCUGCCUCUGUGAUAGAGACUGGCUCUCCAUCUUCCCCAGUGAUUGUACCUGCCAUGACAAAACCCUCCCCUGAGCCACGCAAAUUACUAAGGAGAAGCCCCUCCUCUCCUACUCCUGUGACCUCACUUCUCACCCGUGGUCUGUGGAAAACCAGAGACACAUUGGGUACAAGUGUGGAACCUGUGCCCAGUUCACCUUCAACUGAGAUGAGCACCACCAUUGAGAUACUGUCCACCUCUGAAGCCUCCACAGGUACAGAUGCAAUUCAGCCCUCCAAAAACACAGUGAUUGUACCUACCAUGAGAACACACUCUCCUGAGCCAUCCACAUUAUCAGGGAGGAGCCCCUCCUCUCCUACACCUGUGACCUCAGUUCUCACCCGUGGUCUGGGGAAGACCGAAGACAGAUUGGGUACAACCUUGGUAGCAGUGACCACGUUACCUCCAACUUUGAGUAGUCCCACAGUUGAGAUAAUUUCCACCUCUGAAUUCUCCAUAGAUACAGCGAAAAUUCUUCCUCCCCUAUACACAAUAAUGAGUACUGUGGGUUCCAGCAGUUCUGGACACGAACUAAGUUCCUCUGUCCCAAUUUUUCCUGAGUCCUCCAGCACCACAUAUCCUAUGGGUACUGCUUCCUCCGUGUAUGAGACCACUCCUUCCUCAUCAAUGCGUUCCUCCUUUGAGACGAAGACACUUUCCCAUCUGACUCCUAGACUGAAGGAGACAAGAAUAGCCUUGGAUUCCAGCUCAAGCACACUCACAAACACACCUUCAUCGCCUCUGUCCACUCAUGGUUUGAAGGGUCCCAGGACUGAUGCUACGUCUUCUGUGAAAGUAUCAGCACCAGAUCAGCCUCUGUCUACACAGUAUACUGACAUUCCAGUGGAAACAGUCACACGCUUUUACACUUCUCUCUCCAUUACAAGGUCUGCUGGCAUAACUGUCCCAGAAUCCAAUCUUUCUGUGCCUGUAUCAGAAAAUACACGUUACCUAAGCACAGAUAUGCUGUCUUCAGCUGAGACCAUUUUUGCUAAUAACACACUAACACCUUAUUUGUCAGAGCCCAUGGCUUCCUUUGCUACAUCUGGAGUUCCAGGUGCCAUUUCAGUUAGUCCAUUUUCUAGGACAGAAUCAGGCCCUGGGGAUGCUACUAUGCCCACCACUGCAGAGAGUCUACCUUCUUCAGCUUCAAUACCAUUCCCCUCUUUGACCUUCCGUACCACUGAUUCUUCAACCAGCCCACUCCCCCAUUGGAUUACUUCCUCACCAGCUACCCCAAGAAUAGUAGACACCAACCUUGAGGCAGAGAGCCAAAGCACUGCUGCAUUACCCUUGGUUACAGCCGGUACUUUGCAGACUUGGACGCAGCCAGUCAGGACAUCUUUACCACCCAUUACGGAUACCAGAAUGACAGAGAGUGUUGGUUUGGGAACAGUGACAAGUUCUUCUCAAGUUCUUCCACACUCAACCCAGUUGACAAGGACUGACGGCAUUGUGGAGCAUAUCACAAAGAUACCCAAUGAAGCAGCACAUGGAGACACCACCGUCCAUGUCCCCCUGGCAUCCACGUCUGCUAGUCUUAGAGGACUAUCAACAGGAGGGAAAGAGAGGGCAGAGACAACUGCCAUGGUUCUGAAGACCACUUCCACAGUGACUUUGACUACCAGAGUCUCUACUCCCACUUCAGGUAUGCUGUCUCUCCUUAGGACAUCAGAUAAAACAGCCAGCAUAAGCACAACAGGAAUGAUCAGCACAACCCCAGAUGUUCCAAAGAUGACAGCCUCAUUUGUCACCAGACCUGGAGACAAGACCAGCACAGUAGUUCCCAUGACAACCCCAUCUAUUUUCAAUAGAGGACCACAGACUACACCCUCACUGGUCCCUAGUUCUGGGGCAGAGACCAGUGCAGCUGUUCCAACUCUGACUGUUUCCUUUGGUGAGCCAGAGACCACAACCUCAUGGGUCACUCAUCCUGCAGAGACUAGCCCAACUGUUUCCAGGGCAAUCCUGAAUGUUUCUCAUAGUGAAUCAGACAGCACACCCCCAACAGCUACAAGUUCUGGGGAAGAAGUCAGUUCAGCUGUUCCAACUCCGACUGUCUCCCCUGAUGUACUGGGGGUGGUGACCUCACUGGUUACUAGUUCUGGGACAGAGACCAGCUCAGUUGAUCAAACUCUGACUGUUUCCCCUGGUUAUAACCAUCAGUACUGGAUCCCCACCACCAGCAGUGAGUAA